Pyrus x bretschneideri (Chinese white pear) is the source of this 1751-nucleotide messenger RNA. RefSeq names its product laccase-15-like. The coding region runs from base 1 to 1713 and encodes 570 amino acids. Gene Ontology annotation, molecular function: copper ion binding; hydroquinone:oxygen oxidoreductase activity. Gene Ontology annotation, biological process: lignin catabolic process. Lineage: Eukaryota; Viridiplantae; Streptophyta; Magnoliopsida; Rosales; Rosaceae. Gene Ontology annotation, cellular component: apoplast. The record is from RefSeq and is a predicted model, not a curated record. The transcript is spliced from 6 exons.
AUGUGGUCUGGAAAGAGAGAUCAUGCUGGCUUCGUGCAAAUUUUAUCAUUACUACUAAUAUACUUCUUAUUUGAUUGUACUGCAUCGAACCAGUAUCAUUGGGUGGUGAAAGAAGCUACGUAUACAAGGCUGUGUAGCUCUAAGAAAAUAUUAACAGUAAAUGGAAAAUUUCCUGGACCAGUUUUACGAGCUCACAAGGGUGAUACAGUUUAUGUUAAUGUCCACAACGAAGGCAGGCACAACAUCACAAUUCACUGGCAUGGAGUAAGGCAACCAAGGAAUCCAUGGUCAGAUGGUCCCGAAUACAUCACGCAAUGUCCAAUUCAAUCUGGGGAUAAUUUCACACAAAAGAUUAUAUUUUCAGAUGAGGAGGGAACCAUCUGGUGGCAUGCACACAGUGACUGGUCAAGAGCCACAGUUCAUGGAGCAAUCAUUGUCUAUCCAAAACGAGGAGCUAGCUAUCCAUUUCCUAAACCUGAUCACGAAGAAGUGCCAAUAAUAUUAGGCCAGUGGUGGAAGAGUGAUGUAAUGGCGGUAUUUGAAGAAUUCGUUAGAAACGGAGGAGAUCCCAAUGUUUCCGAUGCUCACACCAUAAAUGGACAGCCCGGAGACCUCUAUCCUUGCUCAAGUCCAGAUACAUUCACACUCGUUGUUGAUCAAAACAAGACCUAUUUGCUCAGAAUUGUAAACGCGGCAAUGAAUAGCAUUCUCUUCUUCUCAGUUGCUCAACAUAACCUCACGGUGGUGGGAGUAGACGGGAGCUACACAAAGCCGGUGGCAAGAGAUUAUGUCACAAUAUCCCCAGGACAAACCAUGGAUGCCUUGUUGCUCACGAACCAACAAGUCGGUCAAUAUUACAUGGCUGCUAGGGCUUACUCAAGCAGUACUGUUAUUACCUUUGACAACACCACAACCACAGCAAUAUUACGAUAUAAUGGUAACUCGGCUCCGUUUUCAACUCCAGUAUUCCCUUACCUUCCGUACUACAACGACACAAAUUCGGCCUUCAAUUUCUUUGAUAGCCUUAGAAGCCUUGCUAAUAAAGACCACCCAAUUGAUGUCCCAUUAAACAUCACCAGAAGAAUACUCACCACAAUUUCAGUCAACACAUUGCCAUGCCCCAACAAUUCAUGUGCAGGACCAAAUGGCACCCGCCUAUCCGCUAGCAUGAACAAUAUAAGCUUUGUAACCCCCAGAACAGUAGACAUCCUAGAAGCCUACUACUAUCACAUUCAUGGGGUCUACAAAAAGGGGUUCCCAAAUUCUCCACCACCGGUGUUUAAUUUUACCGGUGAAACCCUACCAUUUCUAGUACAGAUACCCAGUAGAGAGACAAAGGUGAAAGUUAUUAAAUACGGAGCAAAUGUGGAAAUUGUUUUUCAAGGGACGAUUGUGACUGCACCGAUAGAUCAUCCAAUGCAUUUGCACGGGUAUAGCUUCUUUAUAGUAGGACGAGGGCCUGGGAACUUCGACGAAAAUCAGGACCCAUUAAACUACAAUCUCGUUGAUCCUCCUCUGAGGAACACUGCCACGGUGCCCAUAAGUGGUUGGACUGCCAUCAGAUUCAAAGCCGACAAUCCGGGAGUGUGGUUCAUGCACUGCCAUUUGGAGCGUCACCUAACCUGGGGAAUGGACACCGUUCUCAUUGUAAUGAACGGAAAGCAGGAGGAGGAAAAGUUGCUGCCGCCGCAACCCGGAAUGCCACCUUGUUAAAUUUGAUAUAAGUUCUAUAAAUUAUUCAAUAUGAUCUA